Messenger RNA from Trichophyton benhamiae CBS 112371, 324 nucleotides. RefSeq lists its product as uncharacterized. Lineage: Eukaryota; Fungi; Ascomycota; Eurotiomycetes; Onygenales; Arthrodermataceae. The coding region runs from base 1 to 324 and encodes 107 amino acids. The transcript has 2 exons. The record is from RefSeq and is a predicted model, not a curated record.
AUGGGGGGGGGAGCUGGUGUUGGUGUGUUUGGUGGUGUGUGGUGGGUGGUUGAAGAUGGUGAGGUUGGAGGUUGGAGGUUGGAGGUUGAAGGAGAGGAGGAAGAAGAGGAGGAAGAGAAAAGGGAAGACGGCGAGAAGAGGCAGAACGACGAAGGUGGAAAAAGGGCUGUAAAGCUGCAAGGUAAGAAAAAGAGCGCAAGGGCAAAGGAAAAAAAAAAGGCGCGAAAAAAGGCGAAAAAGCGAAAAAAGCGGAAAAAAAGGCGAGCGUCAGGUGAGCAAGAAGAAAAGGAAGAAAAGGAAGGGAAAAGUCAACCUUUUUCCUGA